Molecule: messenger RNA, 2809 nt
Organism: Phragmites australis (common reed)
Lineage: Eukaryota; Viridiplantae; Streptophyta; Magnoliopsida; Poales; Poaceae
Product: sucrose synthase 7-like
Exons: 16
Coding region: 37-2685 (882 amino acids)
Biological process (GO): sucrose metabolic process
Molecular function (GO): sucrose synthase activity
Source: RefSeq, a predicted model, not a curated record
UCUCUCCUGACCUCAAGGCUGCUGAUCCACCGUGCCAUGGCCUCCGGGACCGGCUUCAAGAGGUCAGACAGCAUCGCCGACAUCAUGCCCGAGGCGCUGCGCCAAAGCCGAUACCAGAUGAAGAGGUGCUUCCACAGGUAUGUGUCCCAGGGCAGGAGGCUCAUCAAGAACCAGCAGCUCAUGGAUGAGCUGCACGAAUCAACGGAUGGCAAACUCCACAAGGACAAGCUUGCCCAAGGCUAUCUUGGCUACAUCAUUUCUUCCACGCAGGAGGCAGUGGCACUUCCUCCAUAUGUCGCGUUUGCUGUCAGGAUGAGUCCUGGCAUCUGGGAGUACAUCAAAGUCCAUUCUGCUCAUCUGUCCGUCGACCAAAUCACGCCCUCCGAUUACCUCAAGUGCAAAGAGACCUUGUACGAUGAAAAAUGGGCACAAGAUGACAACUCACUCGAAGUCGAUUUUGGUGCCCUGGAUCUCUCGACGCCUCAUCUCACGUUGCCUUCAUCCAUAGGAAAUGGGAUGCGGUUUAUCUCCAGAUUCAUGUCUUCAAAACUGAGCGACAAGCCACACAACAUGAAAACACUGCUUGACUACUUGCUCGCACUGAACUAUCGUGGCGAGAAACUCAUGAUCAAUGACACCCUCGACACUGUUAACAAGCUUCAGACAGCACUGCUUCUCGCUGAAGUUUUUGUCAGUGGCCUGCACAAGAACACACCAUACCAAAAGUUUGAACAAAAGUUUCAGGACUGGGGACUGGAGAAAGGAUGGGGUGACACUGCUGAAGCAUGCAGAGAAACACUCAACUGCCUCUCUCAGAUGCUCCAAGCACCGGAUCCUAUCAACAUGGAGAAAUUCUUUAGUAGGUUACCAUCAGUAUUCAACAUCGUGAUCUUCUCCAUCCAUGGUUACUUCGGCCAAGAGAAGGUCCUAGGUAUGCCAGAUACCGGCGGUCAGGUUGUUUACAUUCUGGACCAAGUUAGAGCUCUCGAAGAGGAACUACUGCAAAGAAUCAAGCAGCAGGGCCUGAAUGUCACACCUAAGAUUCUUGUGCUAACAAGGCUCAUACCAGAAGCAAAGGGCACCAAAUGCAAUGUAGAGCUUGAAGCCAUUGAAAACACAAAGCACUCGAGCAUCCUCCGUGUGCCAUUCAAGACUGACGAUGGGAAAGAUCUUCGCCAGUGGGUCUCCCGGUUCGACAUUUAUCCUUACCUAGAGAGAUAUGCGAAGGAUUCUUCUGUCAAGAUCCUCGAUAUAUUGCAGGGCAAACCGGACUUGGUCAUCGGCAACUACACUGAUGGCAAUUUAGUAGCAUCCCUUGUGUCAAGGAAACUAGGAGUCACUCAGGGAACGAUUGCACAUGCUCUUGAGAAGACAAAGUAUGAGGAUUCGGAUGUCAAGUGGAGAGAAAUGGACCAAAAGUAUCAUUUCUCCUGCCAAUUUACUGCUGAUAUGAUUGCCAUGAACACUAGUGACUUCAUCAUCGCUAGCACCUACCAAGAAAUAGCUGGAAGCAAAGAGAAGCCUGGCCAGUAUGAGAGCCAUUAUGCAUUCACAAUGCCAGGGCUCUGCCGCUUCGCUACAGGCAUCAAUGUCUUUGACCCCAAGUUCAACAUUGCUGCCCCUGGUGCUGAUCAAUCUGUUUACUUUCCAUUUACACAAAAGCAGAAGCGUCUGACAGACUUACACCCGCAGAUCGAGGAGUUAGUCUACAGCAAGGAGGACAAUGAUGAGCACAUAGGGUACUUAGAAGACAGGAGCAAGCCAAUCAUAUUUUCAAUGGCAAGGCUCGACAAGGUGAAAAACAUCACUGGGCUGGUUGGAUGGUAUGGUCAGAACAAGAGGCUCAGGGACCUUGUCAACCUUGUAGUCGUCGGAGGCCUCCUGGACCCCUCGCAGUCGAAGGACAGGGAGGAGAUUGAGGAGAUAAACACGAUGCACAGUCUGAUUAACAUGUACCAGCUAAAGGGGCAGAUCCGUUGGAUAAAAGCACAGACGGACCGUGUGCGCAACGGGGAACUGUACCGUUGCAUAGCAGAUACCAAGGGAGCCUUUGUUCAGGUACAUGACCAACUUAAGACAAGUACUCUUGGCAGCUUAAGCAUAAAACUCAAAGCUAACCGUGUCAUUGAAUGCUAUGUCUUUCAGCCUGCACUCUAUGAAGCGUUCGGACUAACCGUCAUCGAGGCAAUGAACUGUGGGUUGCCAACCUUUGCAACAAAUCAGGGAGGCCCUGCAGAGAUCAUCGUCAAUGCGGUUUCAGGUUUCCAUAUCAAUCCACUUGAUGGCAAGGAGGCAAGCGACAAGAUUGCUGACUUCUUUCAGAAAUGCAAGGAAGAUCCCACGUACUGGAACAAAAUUUCCACUGCUGGACUGCAGCGCAUCUAUGAAUGCUACACAUGGCAGAUCUAUGCAACCAAAGUUCUUAACAUGGGGUCAAUGUAUGGCUUCUGGAGGACUCUGAACAAAGAAGAGAGAGUGGCCAAACAGAGCUACCUACAGAUGUUUUGCAACCUUCAGUUUAGGAAGCUGGCAAAGACUGUACCGAAAUUGGGAGAACAACCAGCGCAACUCACAGUCCCUGAUAGGAUUAUACCAAGGCCAAAAGAAAGCAGAAGGACGCAGACAAGGAUUCAGAGGAUUGCGAGCAGCUUACUUGAACCAGUACUCCCGACGGAUGCAGCUUGAAGGAAUGUCUGCUGUGCUUGCUUGCUGGACUGAGAAAUGUAUUUCCUUCUUUCCUCGUGUCUGUCAUUGAUUUGUAGAGAUGUUAAUAAAAAUAUAAAAGCGCGGCUGUCCAUCAUGAUUGUGA